Triticum turgidum subsp. durum (durum wheat) is the source of this 1116-nucleotide messenger RNA. NCBI's taxonomy places the organism in Eukaryota, Viridiplantae, Streptophyta, Magnoliopsida, Poales, Poaceae. The record is from the annotation of a GenBank genome assembly.
AUGGCGACGGAGGUGACCCUGCGCCGCUUCGACCUCUCGGACGUGGACGCCAUGAUGGCAUGGGCGUCCGACCCCGAGGUCGCCGCCUUCUGCCGCUGGGAGCCCUUCGCGUCCACGGAGACGGAAGCCCUGCUCGCCCACAUCCGGGACACCGCGCUCCCGCACCAGUGGUACCGCGCCAUCUGCCUCGCCGGCGACGCCCGCCCCGUCGGCUCGGUGUCCCUGGAGCCCACGGCUGACCGGUGCCGCGGGGAGCUCGGCUACGUGGUGGCCCGCGCGCACUGGGGCAGGGGCGUGGCCACCGCCGCCGUGAGGGCCGCGCUCGCCGCGGUGUUCGGCGAGGUGGAGGGGCUGGCCCGCGUGGAGGCGCUCGUGGACGUGGACAACGCGGCGUCGCAGCGCGUGGUGGAGAAGGCCGGGUUCCGGCGCGAGGGCAUGCUGCGGCGCCACUACUGGCACAAGGGCCGCGUCAGGGAUCUCGCCAUCUACGGCUUCGUCUCCGGCGAUCCCUUGCCCCCAUCACAUGAGGAUGAGGGUCGGAGACCGAUGGAGCGAGAAGCGGCAGCCCGGACGCCGGAGCGCGCGGACGAGGUGACCCUCCGGCCGUUCGACCUCCCCGACGCCGACGCCGACGCCAUGACGGCGUGGGCGGAAGACCCCGAACUAGUACCGCCUACGGCCUCCAUGGCGUCGGGGGUCCACUUCUCCCCGUCCCGCGACGCCCUGCUCGCGUUCCUCCGGGGCACCGACCCGCCGCACACCUGGAUCCGCGCCGUCUGCCUCGGCGGCGCCAUCGUGGGCGCGGUGACCGUGUUGCGCACAGAGGACCGGUGCCGCGCGGAGGUCGGGACCGCGCUGGCGCGCGCGCACCGGGGCAGGGGCGUGGCCGCGGCGGUCCUGAGGAGCGCGGCGACCGCGGCCUUCGGGGACCUGGAGGGCGUGGAGCGCGUGGAGGCGCUGGUGGACGCGGACGACGCCGCGUCCCUGCGCGCGCUGGAGGACGCCGGGUUCCGCCGCGAGGCCGUGCUGCGGCGCCACCGCGACGCCAAGGACGUGGUCGUCUACAGCCUCAUCUCCACCGACGGCGACCCACUCAUCGACUCACGCAGUUCAUGA